GGGAGCGCUGCACAGCGGACCUCGAACGUCUUCAUCUUCGGUCCGCAUCAGUUGACAACGUAUUUCGACAGAGAUACUUGCAAAAAGAAAAAUCGGAAAAAUGUCAGAAGGAAGAUACGUGCGCCGAUAUCAUAAUGGCGAAGAUAGUGAAGAAGAAGAUUACGAAACGUCUGAACGGUCGGAGGUAGGACGGUUCGUUCGCGCUCCUGUGUCGGGCGAAUCCGAUGCCGAGUGCGGAGACCAGAAUGAAGUGGACCUUACAUACAACCAAUUGCGAAUUGAAAUCGACCCGAGGCAUGAGAAUAGCAUCCUUAAAAAACAAGUCGCCGAUAUGCAGAAGGUAAUCGCAGAUCUAUCAGCGGAAGUUAAGGGAUCUAGACAACUUGACGUAGGUAGCAACGAUGCCGAGGAAAGCUGGAAUUACUUUCGAAAUGCGACGUUGUCACAAGGUGUUGGAAACAUUUCUUCCAUCCGGUGGGAACAAAUAAAACCAUUCCCCAAGAACGUCGCCGCCAAUAAGAUGUGGGAGGAAUGGACCAAAUACAUUGAAAAUUUCGAAAUUGCUGCAUCCCUCUCUAAUGCCACUAACCCCGUUCGUCGCUCUCAAUUACUAUUUCUUUCAAUGGGCGAAGAAUUGCAAGGAAUCGUUCGUGCAGCCAAGCUGAGGCCGAACUUGAAUAAUCAAAACUGCUACAUGGAUUUCAUCAAAAACAUCGAAGAGCACCUACGUUCGAUGACCGAUACUGCAGCGGAGCACGAAGCUUUCUCCUCUAUGCAGCAGGGAAAAGGCGAGGCGGUGGUCAAUUUUCAUGCCCGACUCAUGGAAAAAGUGAGGCUGUGUCGUUACAGUCCUUGCGAUCAGGAGCGCUUUGUACGAGCACAGUUACUCAAAGGCAUGGCAAACCGCGAAUUGGCAAGAACAGCAAGAACGUUCGGCCAUGCGACAAACUUUAUUGUGCAAUCUGCAACGCGAGAUGAGGCCUAUCAGUUGGAAACUGGACAAGCAAGGUAUACACAUGAUGAAACAGUCAACCAUGUACGUGGGAGUUCGCGAGACACUCCGUUCAAGCGCAGAGCCAGAAGCGGUUUUCAUGGCGAGGGUCCACGGAGGAAACAGGCUCGGUUCGAUAAGCAUCAUAGUAGCCGGCGGGAACUAUGCUCGAGGUGCAAUCGAUGGGCACACCGAAAUCAGCCCUGCCCAGCGUUGAAGUUAAAGUGCAACAAGUGCGGCAAGUUUGGCCACUUUGCAGCAGUCUGCAGAGAUAAUCGGGUACGUGCGAUUGAAGCUGGCAGUCCCAUGCGUAACAUACAAACUGAAGCGAAAGAAGAGGUAAAUUAACCUAUUAAAGUUUUGUUGUUCAACUGAAAUAAAUCUUGCGUUAAAUAUAUGAUUUU
Molecule: messenger RNA, 1395 nt
Organism: Armigeres subalbatus
Lineage: Eukaryota; Metazoa; Arthropoda; Insecta; Diptera; Culicidae
Exons: 2
Coding region: 101-1339 (412 amino acids)
Molecular function (GO): zinc ion binding; nucleic acid binding
Source: RefSeq, a predicted model, not a curated record